This is a messenger RNA of Diaporthe citri, 1362 nucleotides long. RefSeq lists its product as uncharacterized. Gene Ontology annotation, molecular function: glycosyltransferase activity; hydrolase activity, hydrolyzing O-glycosyl compounds. The record is from RefSeq and is a predicted model, not a curated record. Gene Ontology annotation, cellular component: fungal-type cell wall. Lineage: Eukaryota; Fungi; Ascomycota; Sordariomycetes; Diaporthales; Diaporthaceae. The coding region runs from base 1 to 1362 and encodes 453 amino acids. The transcript has 3 exons. Gene Ontology annotation, biological process: fungal-type cell wall organization; carbohydrate metabolic process.
AUGUUCCUCGCCAGGUCAUUACGGGCUGCUACCACAGCUGCGCUCCUGGCCGGCUUCGCAACGGCUCAGACAUCUACCGACUGCAACCCCACACAGACAACAUGUGACGCCAAUCCGGCAUUGGGCAUGGCCAUCAACGUCGACUUCACCCAGGGCGAGGUCAACUCGUUUACUGCUAGUGGCGGUACGCCAUCGUACGGCUCUGACGGCGUCACAUUUACCAUCAGCAAGUCGGGCGACGCCCCGCAGCUGAACAGCGUCUUCUACAUCAUGUUCGGCAAGGUCGACAUCACCAUGAAGUGCGCACCGGGGACCGGCAUUGUCACCUCGGUCGUGCUCCAGUCCGACGACCUGGACGAGAUAGACAUGGAGUUCCUGGGCGUCGACAACUCCCAGGUCCAGACCAUGUAUUUUGGCAAGGGCCAGAGGGCUCCCGACCCGCUCGUCUACGCCUCCGCCCCCAACAACCAGGACGAGCUCGUCACCUACUCGUUCGACUGGACCUCGGAGCGCAUCGUCUGGUCCGUCGGCGGCAACGACGUGCGCGUCCUCGAGGCGUCCUCGUACCCGGAGUACUACCCGCAGACGCCUAUGCAGCUCAAGUUCGGCAUCUGGGCCGGCGGCGACCCCAGCAACUCGGAGGGCACCGUCGCCUGGGCCGGCGGCUCGACCGACUACUCCCAGGGCCCCUUCUCCGCGACGGUGCAGAAGGUCUCCGUCACCGACUACUCCACGGGCAGCAAGUACUCGUACGGCGACAUGUCCGGCACGUGGGAGUCCAUCAAGAGCGAGGGCGGCGAGAUCAACGCCAACGCCGACCAGGCCGGCACCGUCACCACCGUGUCCGGGGCGACGGCCUCGACCGGCUCCGCCAAUUUCCCCGGCAGCGGCAUCGCCGGCGGGUCCUCGACCAGCGCCUCGAGCGUUGAUGCCAUCCCCAGCGGCUGGCGCAUGACUUCGAGCGGCAAGAUCGUGCCCAACAGCUCGACAGCGGGCCCCCUCACGGCCUCCUCCUCGCCGGCCUCCUCGGCCUCUCCGUCCUCGCAGCCCGGGGCAGCGGCUCCUGGCGGUGAAGAGACCAUCACCACCUGGGACGGACAAGGCUUCGCGACCACCGUGACGCUCCCCUCCGGAUGGGCGACGGCGACCAGGAGCUACGACGACCAGGGCUUCCCCGUGUCCACGAGCGCGCCCGAGGCCCCGCCCGUCGCCGGCGGGGCCCAGCAGCAGAACAGCAAGGUCGGCUCCAAGACGGCCGCCGAGAACGGCGCCGGGCCGUCCGCGGUCAUGGCGUCUUGCGGGCUGUGGCUGCUGCUCGCCGCGCCGCUGCUGGCGUUCGUUGCUGGCGUGGUCGUUAUAUGA